Molecule: messenger RNA, 3725 nt
Organism: Cryptomeria japonica (Japanese cedar)
Lineage: Eukaryota; Viridiplantae; Streptophyta; Pinopsida; Cupressales; Cupressaceae
Product: DNA mismatch repair protein PMS1
Exons: 13
Coding region: 448-3342 (964 amino acids)
Biological process (GO): mismatch repair
Cellular component (GO): MutLalpha complex
Molecular function (GO): ATP binding; ATP hydrolysis activity; mismatched DNA binding
Source: RefSeq, a predicted model, not a curated record
UAAAAGAGUGAUAGAAUAUACUUUUGACGAAUGUGUGACGGAAGAAGUAACACAAACAGAGCAGAUUUUGGCGCCUUUUCCAACGAGCUUGCGGUGGAGCAGGGUUUACUGCGUCAAUUACCUGAACUCUUUUAAGGUUUGGAGUUAGAGACUGUAUGCUAAUUUGCGGUCAAAAAAGUCGCUAAUGUGCUGACUGGUACUGUCCACAUGGAAGCUUUCUGUGGGGUUUCUUACAGUUUACCGGUUUAACUUAUAAUUUUCAAAACUUGUGCUACUGAGUUUCGACCUCGCGACCAAGGCGGGAGUUAACUGGAACUCACCAAAUAUGUGUACAAUUUGAAUUGACUUAGUAGGAAGGCCCGUAUACUCUGAAGUGGUUCAAAGCUGGAGAGGAUUAAGUUGCAGGGACUAAUACCAUGAGAUAGGUUGCUCAGCAUCUUGUAUCUGAUGAUGGAUGGAAUCAGACCUAUUAAUAAAGCAGAUGUCCACAGAAUUUGUUCUGGACAGGUUAUUCUAGAUCUCUCAAGUGCUGUUAAGGAACUUGUAGAAAAUAGCUUGGAUGCAGGCGCAAACAGUAUUGAGGUUCGGCUGAAAGAGUAUGGAGGAGAAUCAUUUGAGGUUGGAGAUAAUGGAUGUGGUAUUUCCCCAAACAAUUACCAGAGUGCAACACUCAAGUAUCACACUUCCAAGAUUUCAGAUUUUUCUGACCUUCAAUCAUUGACUCUUUUGGGAUUCCGUGGAGAGGCAUUAAGCUCACUCUGUGCUUUGGGGAAUGUGACCAUCGAAACAAGAACUAAGAACGAAUCUGUUGGUACACAAUUAAUAUUUGAUCAUUCAGGUCUGAUUAUUUCUCAAAAAAAUAUAGCACGCCAGAUUGGUACCACAGUUUCAGUUGCAAAAUUGUUUUCCCCUUUGCCUGUGAGGUAUAAGGAGUUCCAUCGCAAUAUACGGCGAGAGUAUAGCCGCCUUUUGUCUCUAUUGCAUGCGUAUGCUCUCAUUGCAAAAGGAGUUCGAUUAGUUUGCAGUAAUGUGUCAGGCCGGAAUCCCAAGAUUGUGGUUCUGAGAACACAAGGAAGUGGUUCUGUCAAGGACAAUAUAAUAACAGUCUUUGGCACCAAGACACUUGCGUGCUUGACAGCCUUGGAUUUUUGUAUGUCAGAUGGAUGCUAUAUUGAAGGAUUUGUAUCUAAGCCUGGAUCUGGAAGUGGAAGGGCUUCAGGUGAUAGGCAAUUCUUCUAUGUCAAUGGUCGUCCUGUGGACAUGCCUAAAGUGACAAAGCUUCUAAAUGAGCUUUAUAAAUCUUAUAAUUCUCAGCAAUAUCCCAUGGCUGUCUUGAAUUUCAUCCUUCCUACUACAACAUAUGAUGUUAAUGUAACUCCUGACAAGAGGAAGAUUUUUCUUCAUGAUGAAGGUUCUAUUAUGUCUGCUCUCAGAGAGUCGUUAGAAAAGAUUUAUUCUCCUAAUAAAUAUACUUAUUCUAUAAAUAAUGUUGAAAUCAGCUCACAGGUGAUGGAGACUGUCAUUUCAUCGGUGUCACCUUGUAAUUCGGAUAAGCAGGAACCCUCUUUCCCAGAUAAUUAUGAUGUGAUUGAAAAUGGAAAUAGUAAAGUUUUGGUUUUGGAUGACAGUAGGCUGAAUUCUCAUACUGAAGAUCUGUUUCAAGAACCCAAAGAAGCUGUGAUUCAGGAGGACAAUUCUGAGAAUCAAAAAGUUGACGAUGCAUUGACUGAACCAAUAUCUGAUACAUGCGAACCUAAAACAAGCACACCACUUGUUGAUUUCACAGCAUUCAAGUGUGGUACUCCUUCUGAACUCACAAAAGUGACCCAUUCUUCUUUAAGUGAAUUGGAAAGCUCUUCAAUGUCUUCAUUGGCAAAGACAGCAAAGGGGGGAUUGAAAGAUUUGGGAUUGGUUUCCCAUUCAAGGCGGGUGCAGUCGAAGCUCACUGGCUUUGUAACACCAAAUAAGAGGCAGCAUGAAAAAGGAUCUCUACUGAGUGAAGAACCAGUGCUGAAGAAAUGGAUGUUUUGUGCUGAUGAAAAUUCUAAAUGCAUAAAAAAACAAAAUAUCAAAGGUUCUAGGCUGGGCUUUUGUUUAGAAAGGGGUGAUUCUUCAAUACACAAUUUGACCUCAAAAACUGAAGAUGAAAAUGACUGUCCAGCAAUACAGGAUUUGAGUGAAAAUUUAACUCCUGUUCAAUGUUGCAAUGAACAAGCCAAAUACCAAAGAGGAAGUCCACAGGUUGAAGGGGAUCAUGGCACUGAUGAGGAAAAUGCUGAAUGUGAGAACCUAGAAAUGAUAUCUCGAGAAGAUGAUGUGGGUAUGAUAUCUAGUUCAACGCAAAUAUGGGAUGUAGAGAGAGUUUCAAGAACUGAUGAAGACAUUGGCACUAAGUUGAUGUCCGAUGUGCAACUAGAUGAUAAAGAUAAUAUUGAUAGACAAGCUGAUAGCAAAGAUAUUAGAAUUGUCCAAUUUGAUAUUAAUAGGUGCAGGCUGAAGAGCAGCAGGGGUUUUCUUAGGCAUGAUAGAAAUGUAGACUCACAGGAAAAACAGAAAAGACACAAGAAGAGGUGCUAUGCUGCUGCCACACUGGCAAAAAGUUCUAUAGUUGAAGAUGGGGAGGAAAAGGAGGUAGCUUUAGCUGCAGCCACAAGAGAGCUAGAGAGAUCAUUCAAUAAAGAAGAUUUUAGAAAAAUGAAGGUGAUUGGGCAAUUCAAUCUUGGAUUUAUAAUAGGAAAGAUUGAUGAAGAUCUUUUUAUCAUUGAUCAGCAUGCAUCAGAUGAGAAGUACAAUUUUGAGCAUCUUUCCCGGACAACUAUUUUGAAUUGUCAACCAUUGCUUCGACCAUUGGCCCUUGAGCUAACUGCUGUUGAAGAGGUCACAAUUUCAACACACAUGGACAUUUUUAGAAGGAAUGGAUUUGAUUUUGCUGAGGAUGCUAGUGCACCACCUGGACGAAGGUUCCUUUUAACAUCUGUUCCUUAUAGCAGGAACAUCACUUUUGGUGUUGGAGAUGUGCAGGAGCUAAUAUCUAUUCUUGUCGAUGAGCCAGCACCAUUUAGUGCAGAGUAUAAUGAUUCUGUUAAAUGCUCUUAUCCCUCUGAUUAUUCAUGCAAAAAGGUCAUAUCACGAUGUGUAUCUGCUAUUUGUCCAUCGAGAGUGCGAGCUAUGUUGGCAUCUCGUGCUUGUCGUAAAUCUGUGAUGAUUGGUGAUGCAUUGAGCAAGAAGGACAUGGAAAUGAUUCUACAACAUUUAUCAACUCUAGAUUCUCCUUGGAAUUGCCCACAUGGUCGACCAACGAUGCGACAUUUAUUUGAUUUGGCAACACUAAAUCAAACCUAGGUUUUGGUGAAGAUUCUUUAAAAGAAUAUAAUUUAUGAUUCGUUGUAAUAGAUGCAAUUAUAUUGCAUGCCAUGUAAGUAAAAUAAAAUUAAGUGCAUGCGGCUUAGUUGUUAGCCAUAAUUUAGUAUGGUCACUCACCGAUUGUAUGUUUGAUUCUGUUUGUAUCUUAAAGUGGUAGGGUGCAUGUGUUCAAUUACUUUAAUAUUGGACGUUACUAAAAGUGUUAGAUUGGCUGUAUAUUGAUAUCAAAAGGAAUUUAAUUGAUAUAUAAUAUGAUUUCCACUGAAAAAAGAUUAUAUGCGAUUUCUGGUGCUGAGGGAAAGACGUAUUAACGUCAAGUGUGUGAUAAUACAUUAGAUAAAGAUAAAAAAUAUUUCGAGUUU